AUGAUUUUUUUAUAUUUAAUCACGUGGAUCAGUUUUAUUUUACAAUGCGCUUUGGGCAUUCUCUCCCUUGCAGCUGGACUUUAUUACAUUGCUGAAAUCAUAGAAGAGUACACUCAAGCAACUGAAAGGCUUUUGAGAUACAUGAUUUUCGCAUCAACAGCGAUUUUCGUCGGACUAUUGCUUUUCGAAGGCUUCCCUUUUCUCAUGAUCCUCGUUGGCCUUUUCUCAAAUCUUGUCUAUUUCGGUCUUUUGAGAACUUUCCCGUUGAUCGAGCUUUCCAGCCCGAAUUUCAUCCUUUCGCUGAUUCUGCUGGCUGCGAAUCAUUAUUUUGCUUUUAGCUACUUCGGAGAUGUGUACCACCCAUUCAACGAAGUUCUGGCCUACUUUACUCUACAAGUUUGGUUCGUCCCAUUCACUUUCUUCGUCUCCCUUUCUGCCGGCGAUAACGUAUUGCCCUCGUAUCAGCCUUACGGAGGUCAGGAAGAUGUCAUGAGUCAUUAUAUUGCAAAGGGCAAGAAGCAGCGCUCUGGAAUUUUAUCCAUUCUAGAAUUCGCCCGAGAAGUGAUCCUUCCGUCUCGAGCAAAACGAUUCUAG
This is a messenger RNA of Oikopleura dioica, 594 nucleotides long. The record is from the annotation of a GenBank genome assembly. Lineage: Eukaryota; Metazoa; Chordata; Appendicularia; Copelata; Oikopleuridae.